Molecule: messenger RNA, 1419 nt
Organism: Seminavis robusta
Lineage: Eukaryota; Bacillariophyta; Bacillariophyceae; Naviculales; Naviculaceae
Source: the annotation of a GenBank genome assembly
AUGACCAAGUUUGCCGUUUCCGACGCCCGGCUACUGAUUGUGAUCAACGUACUGAUUGUUUCCUGGUUGGGAUGCUGGCAAAUCAGUUCGCGCCUCUUGCAAGUGGCUCCGAGAGCUACAGAUGUUACUCUGGAUCUGGAAGACGGCUCACUAUCGGAAGAUGAUGCUGGGAAUAUCAAUGUGACAACAACAAUUCACCUCGAGAAGUCUAACCAGACACUGGCACAACCUAACAUCACAGCGAGUAUACAUACUACCGACCCUCCAACUCCACCACCAGACACCAUUACCACCAACCUGCCUGCUUGGAUGCAGGACUAUGCGACAUGGCAUGAAGAAACUCGGGCUCGGCUGAAUGAGACCAACUGGAAUUUACUGCCCAAUCGCUAUCUCGUCAUGGUGGCUCGACGAGGAGAACGAGCCGGAGGAUUGACGGAUCGAUUGAAACCACUUCCAUUCUUUCUGAAAGUGGCCGCCAGAACCAAUCGAAUCUUGUUGAUAUAUUGGAACAAACCCUUUGCGUUGGAGCAUUAUCUAUUGCCUCCUCAAGGUGGAUUGGAUUGGCGUGUACCCCAUUACAUGGUGGAUGCAGUCUUGGCCAAGCCGGCUCGUGGAAGAAAACAAGACAUUGUUCGACUCGCCAAUGCCACUGGUGCUGGAAUGCAAGUCAUGAUCUGUGAGAUGCAAGCCAGUGACUAUGGUCAAGAGUGGUACGAUGAAAAUCCACUAAACGGGGAUGAACAACAGCAUGCCAGACUCCAAAUGUUUCGACACAUGUGGCAUUGGGUUUUUACUCCGGCUCCUCCUGUGGCGGAGCGCGUCAAGGACAAUUUUGACAAAUUGGGGAUCCGCCCCGGAGAAUAUGCUUCGGCUCAUAUCCGUGCGGUGUAUGCCGUCAAGGAACGAUCAGAGAAGGACAUGACACGAAGGACACACCAUGCUAUGAAUUGUAUUUCCAUGUUGCGGCCCGGUGGGCCAUUCUUUGUGGCUUCCGACACGGCAUUUGCUGUCAAGGCAGCCAUGGAGUAUGGACGCAGCAAAAAUGUCACAGUCGUGGCCACAACCAACAAUGGAGCCUACCAGAAACAGCCCCUUCACUUGGACAUGUACGAUGUCAGUGAUCCAUCACUGGUACCAGAGGACUUUUACGAUGCCUUUGUCGAUUUGUACCUUUUGGGAAGUACUCGAUGUGUGGCACAUGGCCAAGGGAGUUUUGGUCAUUGGGGGUAUUUGUUGGGGUACAAUUCGACCUGUGAGAUUCGACAUCACCGGGGACCCAAGUGUUUUUGGACUCCGGCCAGCAAGACAACAACAAACCAGACCGACAGCAGUCAGACAGCCAUGGAUCCACCAUUAUUGUCGCGCCCACUGUUCCGACCGCCCAUGUCCUAUGAUUCCAUCUACUCACUAUAUGCAUAA